Marchantia polymorpha subsp. ruderalis is the source of this 4337-nucleotide messenger RNA. Lineage: Eukaryota; Viridiplantae; Streptophyta; Marchantiopsida; Marchantiales; Marchantiaceae. The record is from the annotation of a GenBank genome assembly.
CGUCCUCCUCCGCGUCCGACGUGUCGACGGGACGGACGGACGAACAAGGCGACAGAAUGGACGUUCGUUCACCUGUUCGUACCAGACCCUGCCAAAGCCCUGCCCCAGAGCCUGCCCGAGACCCUCCUGCCGCAGGCCAAGGACGUAUAUAUACGCUCAGGGCUGCUCUGCAGGGCUGCUUGCCGCCGCCGCCGACGACGACGACGAGGAGCGGCGCUGCGCGAUGAACGGCUUGCGUAUUUAGACGAGACGACUGCGUUCGGCGGUGGGGUUGCGGGGGUUUGAUAUCCGUCCGGCUGUCCAUCCGUCCGUUCGUGUGGGGGCAGCAGCGAAAGGAGCAGCAUUGCUGGCCGGGCCCGGGGCCGGGCGGGACUCGAGGGCCUCGCCUCGCUCUCUGCUCGCCUCUUUGGGCACUCGCGGGUGAGGGGAGGGGGGGCUCGGCUCGUUGGCAAGUGUUUUGGUGCUGGUGGGGGCCGAUCGGAUCGGUUGGAGCGGCGUGGAUCGAUCGAGCGAUCGAUCGGGCCAGAGAGACAGAGCAAGAGCAUGCAGCGGGCGUGAAGCACCCUCGAGGGCAUUUGUGCGCGUCGGCACGCUUGCGCUGGGGCAAGAACGGACGGACGCACCCACCACCCCCACCCCCCGCAGGCAGUUUUCUGGUAAAGUCCUUGUUCGAACGAGAAUUUUGCUUUUUCGCGAGAAUUGCCGUUGCCUCGCCUCGCCACGCCUCGUUGGAUUGUAAUCUAAGGACGCGGUUUUGUUCUGCGUCGCCUUCUCGAUGUCGCAAUUCCUGGUAUCUUUUGUUCGUGUCCGGGAUUGGUGAUCGGCUGCACUUCCUUGUAUCGUCCGUCGGUCGGUCGGUCACUUGUCAUUUUCAAAUCUUGCCGAGGCUGUUGUUCGUUUGCGCACGGUUGUGGAAGUGCCGGGAAGUUCUCCUUCUCGUAGGCCACGGCAUCAUCAAUGGGAACGUCUGUCCACGUCGAGGAAACCAAUUCCGGGCUUCCUUCUUGGCGAAAGGGCUGCUGACUUUUCAUCGAGCCCCGAUUAAAUUGCUAGCAAUUGAACUCGCAUUCCCAGUGUAGCGUGUGACGCGUGUGUGGCGCCCAUGUUCGCCGUAUUGGGUAACUCAAUCUUGGGCGCUCGAUUACUCGGAGCAGGUUUCAGAUAGGAACCGACUGCUCACCUCAUGUGGCACCUUGUUUGCUGGGAUAGUAACCUCGGCUGAAAUCCAAUCUGAAGUCAGUAGGGUUUGUCGAGGAAGGGUUCUCGGAGAAGAACAAGAACGGAGACAAAGAAUUGGUAACCGAAGUGAACCGCAGUGAUGCAGGAUAGUACAGAUUCAAAAAAUGAGGAGAUUGACUGGAUGCGGAGGCCUAAGAUUCUCGUUGAAUCUGUAGAAAAUUGGAGAAAAUCCAACAGCCGUUCUGGCGGUAGCCUCACCGCUCGGCGGCGAUCUUCUACUUCAUGGAUCGCCAUGGAUGGAGGAGAAGAUGUUUUGAAUGUUUCGUCCGAGUCGCCGCCGGAUGAAGCUGCUGUCGCAGGGCCGAUGAAGGUAGAUGAAAAGUUGCCAGCCAUGGGCAAGUCUACCGAGUUUGAAAGGCCUUCGACCAGAGCGGGUGUUCGGAAUUUGUUUCUGAAGCAGCAGAGGGCCCGUCUUGCUGGAGGAGGAUCCGUCGGCACCGAGUUAAAAAUAGGGUGCUCACACACCCAUGAUGUCGGCGAUACAUCCACACAUCUUCAGCUCGGUUGUGGAUCGAGCAGUUCGUUGAACUCCACGAAGGUGGGCGUGGAAAAGGUCGGAGAAGACAAGUUCAAGGACAUUUCUGGGAAAGAAAUUUCCAUCGCCCUCGGUGGCAGAGCAGAUGCAAGCAUGGUGCCUUCCUCCCAAGGACGUGAUCAAGACCGGCCAAACUCUGGUGCUGAGGCCGAAGGUUCUCAGAAGAGGAGGACGAGACUUGGCAAGCAAGUAGAAGUAGAUUUAAGUGAUGAUGAAGGGUCGCGCUUGGAAACAUUGUUAUGUUUAGGAACCCAUCCUCGAUUCGUCCCCGGGGACUCAGGGACCUCCCGCUUGGGAUCGUCCAGUUGCCUUCCAGGUACCAAUGGAAGCGCCGAAGCUUGUAGUCGGUCUGGCUUUGAAGCUGCGGCUUCCAAAGGAAAAAGAAAGCGAGACGUCGACAGAUCGGAAUCUGCCGCAGCGGUGGGCAUUGCCCUGGAGAAUGUGGAGAGUGAAUCCGAUGAUGAAAUCCUUGGAGGAAGUCUCUUCUCGGACAGGCCAUCGCGGAGGGUUCUUGCGGGUGGAUCAUCUUUGCGUGAACGUAGAAGAAUUGCAGAGCGUGAACCUAUCACGCCCAUCUCGUUCCUAGAUUCGUCCCCAAGGGGGCGGUCUUCGAGGAGAAAUUCAGGAUUCUCCCUUCCACACAGCAUCCUAAGCAUGCGCCCUUCCACACAGCCUUAUGUUCUUGAUCUAGAGCAGGCUGCGGGGCCUGACGGUGAUGGUGUAGAAGAAAAUGAUCCUAUUCCAAACUGGUUAUCAGGGAGACAAGAAUCUUCACCUUCAACAGCGAACGCCGUGGACGAGUCGCCUGCAAGACGUCCGGCGCAGGUUAUUGAUUUGAUAUCACCAGAACCUGAACAUUCUCUCUCGAACCAGGUUAUUGAUUUAAGCUCGCCUGAAAGACCAUCUUUUCCGAACAUGGGAUCGAGGGACGAAUUUGCUCCAGGGAGUAGACGUGCUGCCCGUCGUGAUCGUAUGCGGUGGACAAGAGGCCUUGCUGAUCGGUCUCGACCAUCGACAGGAAGACACCAAAGAUCCUCAAAUGGAGCUGGUUCCAGCCAAGUGAUCCCCACUGGAAUCAACUUGUCAGCUAAUGAACACCCGGAAACCGAGUCUUCUCGGCGGAGAACUGAACCUUCUCAGCCAUAUUUUUUGAGAAGUGGUCCACGGGUCCAUUGGGAUCUUGACGACCUUAGAAUCUUGGACGAUGCGUCUGUAAAUAAUCAACCCAUAGCUGGGAAUCAUCGUCGAAGGGGGGGACGAUUCUUUCCAGGUGCUGACACGACUUCAAGUGGUGGGCAUCCCACCAUCGGUGGUAGCAUUUUUGGGCCUGAAUGGCUGCCUGGGCAAAUGAGCCAGGAAACGUUCUGCUACUCCGAUAGUUAUUUGGCCUUUGGUGACUCUGACGAUGAUGAUAACACUGUGAGAUCAAGGCAGCUAGCAGAGGAUGAGAGGAUUGCUAGAGAACUACAGGCCGCAUAUGUUUCGGAAGCAGCUGGCGGUGAAGUUCCUGAUGACGAGUCUCUAGCCAGAAGAUUGCAAGCGGAGGAAGACAAUAUUGCAAGAGACUUCAGACACACCCGCGGUGGUGAUCUUUUUGGUUUCUCUGCUGUGCAGAGAUACCUGGGAGAUAUGCGCGAAUCUCCUCCCAGGGUUUUUAGGCUUUCCAGACCUCGCUCGGAGACCUCAUCGUUAUCAUCAUCAAGUUCCAGAUUCAACUUCCCACCCGUUGUAAGAAAUGGACGGCUCUUUCAGUUCCAUCGAGGACAGGCAGACAUGGAUGCAGAGUUACCAGGGGGAAGGGUUCAGUUCCCAUCCCACAUGACAGUGGAAUCGAGGUUGGAAGUUCUGGCAGCUUUGGAAAAUGCUAUUCAAGAACAGGUGUCUGUUGGCCUGCAGUUGGCACAAGUUGACCGUGAUUUCAACGAGAACGAUUAUGAAAUGCUACUUGCUCUCGACACGGAUAUAGACAGAAAUAGAGGAGCAACGAUUGAGAAAAUUAAUCUUUUACCCCUGACUACACUUCAGCCCACCGAUGUAUGUGAGGACACGUGCUCAAUAUGUCUCGAGAUGCAAGUUUCUGGAGAAGUUAUACGUCGUCUUCCUUGCAUACAUGUAUUCCACUCGAAGUGUAUAGACAAGUGGUUGCAGCGGCAGGCGGUUUGUCCUGUCUGCAAAGCGCACAUAUAAUAUGUGCGAAAAGUACUGUGAUGACAUUGUAGAUGAUUGGCUUCGGAGUUCGAGUUUUGUUCUUUUUGAGCUCUACUUUUUGUAGAUCGCAGUGCAAGAUGACCAGGACGUUUGGGAGAAGCUUGGCAACGUAGCUUGUGACAAUCAUUCAUUGUUCUAAGUCAAAUGAUUAGUCAUGUUUCAUAUAAUGGUUGUAUAUGUCCUGGACCAUGUCCAGCUUACAACUUACAGGUGGUUCGGCUCGCUGUUUGUUGUCCUUCUGAACAUCAUUUGUUUAUAACUCUUCCGUUCCAAUUUUGUUGGAUAUUUGUGUCAAAUAUUCAUGUAUGGAGGUUUCAACACAGUUUUUUCACACAGUUGUUCUGUGUUUGCCACU